This is a messenger RNA of Closterium sp. NIES-65, 3132 nucleotides long. NCBI's taxonomy places the organism in Eukaryota, Viridiplantae, Streptophyta, Zygnematophyceae, Desmidiales, Closteriaceae. The record is from the annotation of a GenBank genome assembly.
AUGCAUCUACCGAAGACCACAGGUGGCUUCGCGCUUCCGCACUCGCCUCCCCGCCAUUCGCGCCGCGCGUUGCUCCGCCAUCGGCGGCAGCGAUGCAUGGUUCUGCUGGUGGUCGCGUGCGUGCUCGUCGUUAUGCUGCUCUUCGUCUCGCUCCACCUGCCGUCAGUAGAUUCGCUCCUGCCACGUGGCAAGCAGCCCUCCAUCCGCGUGGCCCUCGCCACUCUCCGCGCCGAUCCGACGUGGCAGCAGCUGCUGGAUCCCGACUCCGCGGUGCGCCAGCUCAGCGACCAGAUCAGCCUGGGGAAGGCGUAUCUGACACGCGCGCGGGAUGCGGGGGAGAGGGAGUUCGGCGAUGAGAUGGAGAGGGGCGUGCGCGCCGCAGAGGCGUUCCUUGCUCGCUCCAUUGCUAUCCCCAGCCAAGCAGUGUACAAGCAGGAGGCGCGGGCGCACAUAGCAAACAUGAGCGCUCUCAUUCUUCAGGCCAAGGAGAUGCACUAUGACAUAGCGGCGGCAAUGGCAGCGCUGAAGGAGAAAGUGGCAAAGGCAGAAGAGAAGGCCUCUAAGGCAUCCGCUCAGGCCACUCUCGCCUCUCAGGCACCAUGUGUAAACUCACUGCUCUUCACCGCACUGCACCCCUCCGUCCCCCCUCCAGGUGGUAUCAGAGUCGAUGCCCAAGCCCAUGACGUGCCUGUACAUGCGGCUGGCCAGGGAGUGGGCUCUGCAGCACGCCUCCACUGCACAUGGAGGGAUGGAGGCGGACACUCACCCCUUUCAAAUACACCACGGCCUGGUGGGUUACACGGAGGGUUGCACUUACCGCCCUGCACCUUGGAGCUGAACAAACCAUUAUUUCUUUUUUUGCUCUUAAUAGGUGCUGUAUCUGGGACUGCUGCACCUAGCGGCGCUACAACUAGCAGUACCGCACCUAGCAGUACCGCACCUAGCAGUACCCCACCUAGCAGUGCCAUACCUAGCAGUACCGCACCUAGCAGUACCGCACCUAGCAGUGCCACACCUAGCCGUGCCGCACCUAGCAGCGCCCGCCUGGUGGACACCUCGCUGCAGCACGUGUGUGUCUUCAGUGACAACGUGCUGGCCGUGUCUGCUGCCCUCAGGUUAUCAAAUCCUCAACCAGCCCUCGCUCCCUUCUCCCAGCCCCCAGGCACGCCCAACAGCUCCCGUCUGGUGGACGCCUCGUUGCAGCACGCGUGCAUUUUCAGUGACAACGUGCUGACCGUGUCCGCUGCCCUCAGUCAGGAUACCAAAUCAACACCCCACCGCCCUCUCUCCCCUUUCUUCUCCCAGCCCCCGGGCACGCCCAACAACUCUCGCCUGGUGGAUGCCUCGUUGCAGCAUUUGUGCAUCUUCAGUGACAACGUGCUGGCCGUGUCUGCUGCGCUCAACUCCACUGUCCUCUCCUCCCACAACCCCUCACGGCUCGUCUUCCACAUCGUCACCGACGCCACCACCUUCCCUGCCUUCGUGGUGAGUCUGCCUCUGCUACGCUGGGGAUAUGCGUUUGUGGGUGGUGUGCUCCAGCAUGCUGGCCUGGGCGUGUCUGCUGCUCUCAACUCCACUGUUCUCUCUUCUUACAUCCCCUUCCGCCUGCGCUUCCACGUCGUCACCGACGCCACCUCCUUCCCUGCCUUCGUGGUGUGGUUCUCCCGCCACCCACCCGGCUUGGCAUCACUAGAGGUGCGGCGGGUGGAGGGCGAGAGCGGGUGGCUGAACGCGUCCUUUGCGCCCGUGCUGCGACAGAUGCAGGACGCUGCUGCCAAGAGCUUCUACUUCUCCGCUGCUGCUGCUGUGAGUGCAAGGGGAGAGCUGGGUGGGAGGGGGGGAAGUGGGGAGGAGGGGGAGGGUAAGGGCGAGGGCAGCAGCGACCCGAUCAAGUUCCGCAACCCCAAGUACAUGUCGCUGCUGAACCACCUGCGCUUCUACCUGCCGCUCCUCUUCCCCGCGCUGCACCGCAUCCUCUUCCUCGACGACGACGUCAUCGUGCAGCGCGACCUCUCUGCUCUUUAUUCCCUCCACAUGAACGGCGGCACUCCCUUCUCUCCUCUUCUCCUCUUCACCGCGCUGCACCGCAUCCUCUUCCUGGACAACGAUGUCAUUGUUCAGCAGGACCUCUCUGCUCUCUUCUCCCUCAAUAUGAAUGGCGCCGUGAACGGAGCAGUGGAGACGUGCAAGGGAUCAUUCCACUGCUUCCACCGGUACCUCAGCUUCACUGCCACUCAGCUCAAGCUUCAAACCUUACCACUACUCUCGGCUCCUGCUAACUCCCGUCCUCCCCUUCCCAUCAGUGCCGUCAAUGGAGCAGUGGAGACGUGCAAGGGGUCCUUUCACCGCUUCCACCGCUACCUCAACUUCUCAGACACGCGGCUGAGAGGGCGCUUUGACCCUGAGGGGUGUGCGUGGGCGUAUGGCAUGAAUGUGUUCGACCUGGACGGGUGGCGACAGGCCAAUGUGACUGCCACGUACCACUACUGGCAGGAGCAGGUGAGAGAACGCACUCUGAGGGGAUGUGUAGGCUGGCGAACACUGCUCUGUGUGUGUUGUUCACAUUGCAUCAUCGUUUUUACUUGUCUCGUUCCUCAAGCUGAGGUAGCCUGUAAUGAGUAUGGCAUGACUGAGGGGUGUGCAUGGGCGUAUGGCAUGACUGAGGGGUGUGCAUGGGCGUAUGGCAUGACUGAGGGGUGUGCAUGGGCGUAUGGCAUGACUGAGGGGUGGGCAUGGGCGUAUGGGAUGACUGAGGGGUGUGCAUGGGCGUAUGGCAUGACUGAGGGGUGUGCAUGGGCGUAUGGCAUGACUGAGGGGUGUGCAUGGGCGUAUGGCAUGACUGAGGGGUGUGCAUGGGCGUAUGGCAUGACUGAGGGGUGUGCAUGGGCGUAUGGCAUGAACCUGUUCGAUCUGGGCGGAUGGCGGCAGGCCAAUUUGACUGCCACGUACCACUACUGGCAGGAGCAGGUGAGAGUACGUUCUCUUGGGGAAGCUGUCGAAAUUUGUCUUGUUACUGUUCCCCAUGUUGCAUCAUUGGUUUUGCCUCAUCCUGCUCUUCCAGCAAAGCUAGCUGUGGCAGGAGCAGGUGAGGGGGAGGUGACAGAACGGGCACAUAAAGCUAUGUGGUGGUAG